Molecule: messenger RNA, 2253 nt
Organism: Drosophila biarmipes
Lineage: Eukaryota; Metazoa; Arthropoda; Insecta; Diptera; Drosophilidae
Gene: ND-51L1
Product: NADH dehydrogenase [ubiquinone] flavoprotein 1, mitochondrial
Exons: 1
Coding region: 128-2224 (698 amino acids)
Biological process (GO): mitochondrial electron transport, NADH to ubiquinone
Molecular function (GO): NADH dehydrogenase (ubiquinone) activity; FMN binding; 4 iron, 4 sulfur cluster binding
Source: RefSeq, a predicted model, not a curated record
UCAUAUCCACUCCUCAAACAUCUUUGACAAAGUAAGCUUGGCAGUUUCCUUCCUUUUCACAAUAAACGACAUACUACACACUCAAAAUAGAAUUCAGAGCUGCCGGAUAUAGAAAUACAGAGAAAAUAUGAUAUCUUUUCUAUUGAAUCGCCGAGUUUUUGGUGCCUACAAGAUUUCCCUAAGACUUGUUCGAGCUCGCAGCAACUUAUCGGAAGUAAAGAAGUUUCAAGAUGCCCUGCAACUCGCUGAUAAGAAGCUGGUGAACAUUUUCGGAUCUUCUAGUCCAAAAGACGUGAAGAAAAACCUACCAUACUACACUGAAAGCUCAAUUCCACCGAAAAUAUCUUAUAUUACGAGCGAAGAGAAUCUAAUCAAAAAUGAUAACGACGAUUUACUGUCGGCUGAGCAGCGAGCAGCCAGGAGGGAAAUCUAUGAGCCCACCAAAGUGGAAUGCCCAAAGUUUCCCACCGAGAAACUGCCAUCCACAAAGAAAUUUCCCAUCAAUGAGAACGUGGAAAAAGAACCAGAUCCUGCUGAGAAAAGGGAACAGGAAGCCAAGAUGUUGAAGAGGCUGAAGGACAUCACUAAAAGAAAGAAGACUCAGCUGGAGGAGAAAGUGGACGGGCAGAGAACUGAAUUUAUAGGUUUGGAUUUUAUGGGAAUGAAUAUGAAAUGUGUGCAGAUGGAAAGAAAGUCUUCCAUGAUUCUGCAAGGGAAGGAACCAACUCCUCCUAAAGGGCCUGCUCCACCACCCGCUGGAGGCUCCCCUCCUCCGAAGAGCGGGGCUCCACCGAAGGGCGGGGACUCUCCACCUCCCAAGGCUCCUCCGCCCAAAGGUCCGCCGCCUGGAACUCCGCCACCCCAGACUAAAACCACUUUUGGCCCUCUUGCCGAUGCUGAUCGCAUCUUUACCAACUUAUAUGGACGCCACGACUGGCGCUUGAAGGCAGCUAUGAAGCGGGGCGAUUGGUACAAGACGAAGGAGAUCCUCGAAAAGGGUGAUAAGUGGAUAGUGAACGAGAUAAAGACGUCCGGACUGCGAGGUCGCGGUGGCGCCGGAUUCCCCAGUGGCCUCAAGUGGUCAUUCAUGCACAAGCCGCCCGAUGGCAGGCCCAAGUUCCUGCUGGUCAACGCGGAUGAAGGCGAGCCGGGCACUUGCAAGGAUCGCGAGAUAAUGCGUCACGAUCCGCACAAGCUGAUCGAGGGAUGCCUCAUCGCGGGAAAGGCAAUGGGGGCCAAUACCGGAUUCAUUUACAUAAGGGGAGAGUUCUACAACGAGGCCUGUAAUCUGCAGUACUCCAUCAUAGAGGCCUACAAGGCGGGUUAUCUGGGCAAGAAUGCGUGCGGCUCUGGAUUCGACUUCGAUCUCUAUGUUCACCGGGGAGCGGGAGCCUAUGUUUGUGGCGAGGAGACCUCGCUGAUCGAAUCCCUGGAGGGCAAGGCGGGCAAGCCGCGGAACAAGCCCCCCUUCCCGGCGGACAUCGGCGUCUUUGGCUGUCCCUCCACGGUGACCAAUGUGGAAACGGUGGCCGUCGCCCCAGCGAUUUGCAGGCGAGGUGGCAAGUGGUUCGCCAGCUUUGGACGUACCCGCAACUCCGGCACCAAGUUGUUCAACAUCUCCGGCCACGUGUGCAAUCCCUGCACCGUCGAGGAGGAGCUGUCCAUUCCCACGAAGGAGCUAAUUGAACGACAUGCUGGUGGAGUGAUUGGCGGCUGGGACAAUCUCUUGGCCAUCAUUCCGGGCGGCUCCUCGACUCCCUGUAUCACCCAAGAGGAUGCCAGUAGUUCCAUCCACGACUACGAUGGAAUGAUGGCAGUGCGAUCCUCCUUGGGCACCGCCGCUUUGAUUGUGAUGAACAAGGACACGGAUAUGAUCAAGGCCAUUGCCCGCUUGUCGGCCUUCUACAAGCACGAAAGCUGCGGCCAGUGCACCCCAUGUCGCGAAGGUCUCCACUGGGUGAACAUGAUCAUGCAGAGAUUCGUGACAGGGCGGGCGCAGAUCGCCGAGAUCGACAUGCUGUGGGAGCUGACCAAGCAGAUCGAGGGCCACACCAUUUGCGCCCUGGGCGAUGGUGCCGCCUGGCCGCCCCAAGGACUCAUCCGCCACUUCCGUCCGCUCAUCGAGGCCAGGAUCAGGAAGCGGGAGGCCGAAGAGCAGGCAGCCGCUGAAGCCGUCGCCGCCGAGCGUUUCCCCUGUCAAACGGUGGCUCCUUGCCCAGAAUAAAGCGUGCCCACUGCGGUGACUACUAUGCA